Molecule: messenger RNA, 2958 nt
Organism: Closterium sp. NIES-65
Lineage: Eukaryota; Viridiplantae; Streptophyta; Zygnematophyceae; Desmidiales; Closteriaceae
Source: the annotation of a GenBank genome assembly
AUGACACAGCACUGCACCCUACAGCACCGCACCCCAUCGCCUGCCAGUCAGGAGCACGCACGCACCUUCAAGGUACAUUCGCCCGGAACCGCUGCCACUGCUCUGUGCCGCACUGGCACUCUUCUCCCCACUGCCUCCCUGUUCUCCGCUCACUCCCUCCUCCCCACGCCCACUGCCCUCGCCUUGCCCCUCCUGCUGCACGCACUGGGCAGCACUACCCUCGCCCUCACCCCGGGGGGUGUCAGCAGCGGGCGUGGCUCGCAGGCACGUGAGGAGAGGAGACUCGGGCAGGCCGCGGCAGAAGGGACGCAUGGAGCCCCUGGCGAGGAGGAGGAGGAGGAGGAGGAGGAGGAGGAGGAGGAGGAGGAGGAGGAGGAGGAGGAGGAGGAGGAGGAGGAGGAGGAGGAGGAGGAGGAAGGAAAAGGAUGGGGAGGACGACUGCAGAGCAUGGUCGUGGUUGCAGAGAGUGCAGUGCAGAGCAUGGUCGUGGUUGCAGAGAGUGCAGUGCAGAGCAUGGUCGUGGUUGCAGAGAGUGCAGUGCAGAGCAUGGUCGUGGUUGCAGUGAGUGCAGUGCAGAGCAUGGUCGUGGUUGCAGAGAGUGCAGUGCAGAGCAUGGUCGUGGUUGCAGAGAGUGCAGUGCAGAGCAUGGUCGUGGUUGCAGAGAGUGCAGUGCAGAGCAUGGUCGUGGUUGCAGUGAGUGCAGUGCAGAGCAUGGUCGUGGUUGCAGAGAGUGCAGUGCAGAGCAUGGUCGUGGUUGCAGAGAGUGCAGUGCAGAGCAUGGUCGUGGUUGCAGAGAGUGCAGUGCAGAGCAUGGUCGUGGUUGCAGAGAGUGCAGUGCAGAGCAUGGUCGUGGUUGCAGAGAGUGCAGUGCAGAGCAUGGUCGUGGUUGCAGUGAGUGCAGUGCAGAGCAUGGUCGUGGUUGCAGUGCAGAGCAUGGUCGUGGUUGCAGAGAGUGCAGUGCAGAGCAUGGUCGUGGUUGCAGUGAGUGCAGUGCAGAGCAUGGUCGUGGUUGCAGAGAGUGCAGUGCAGAGCAUGGUCGUGGUUGCAGAGAGUGCAGUGCAGAGCAUGCACGAUGGGAGCGGUAACAGGAGUGGGGGCGUCGCCAUUCAUCAUCAGGGGCAGCAUGAUGGCCGCAUGGACAUGGCAGGCCACAUGGGGAAGGCCGCUCAUAAUGUUCGUGAUGCUGAUGAUGACGUGGCGUACGAUGAAGGCCGAAAGCUGCUCCUUGAUGACAGAGGCAAGGGGCGGGCGAAGGGUGGAGGGCAAGAGAGGAUUGCGGAGGGACGGGCGGAAGGGAGGAGCGCGGGGAGGGACGGGGAGAGGGGGGAAGAGGGAGGUGAGAGGGGAGGGGGAGGGGUGAAGGAAAUGUUUGUGAAAGAGUGCCCGAAGCAGCACGGGGGGGUGGAGGAGGCGAGGGGCGGGUUGGGCGGCAUGGAGGAGGGGAUGGUGCAGCUGCAGCAGCGGCUGAGGUCUGCGGAGGCCAAGGCGGAAGAGGUGCUGCUGGUGAAGCAGGAGCUAGUGGACCUGGAUCGCCAGCGCAAUGCAGGCAGGGAGGCCAUCACAGCGCUCAAGAAGCAUGCCAGGGGGGCGGCUGCCAGGAGAGCAGGGGGGCGCAGGGAGGCGGGCUCUGGGGGAGGUGCUGCUGGGGGAGGUGUAUCGGCAGAGGCGCACCGGCCACUUGUUACCCCCCUGCCUGCGGUGCCAGUUGGCACGUCAGGAUUGGAUGGGAGUUCAGAGUGUGCGGUGUGUGGGGCGGUGGGGCAGAAGGAGCGAGUGUGGGUGGCGAUGGGCGGAGGGGAGAUGUUUGUGCGCUUGACCCUGCACCAUGCGCAUGUGCAUGUGAAGCGAGCUGUUGACCGCAUUGACGUGCAGAUGGAGGAGGGGAGGGAGAAGCAGAAGGCGGCAGUGAGGCAGCUCACAGAGGAGGGCGGGCUGGCAGGCCGGCACGUUACCAUGAUGAACUUCUUUGGCGGCGGCUCGUCGGAGGAACAGUCGAACGCGAAUGCUGAGGGAGGCGAGUCGUACGGCGCAGAGAAUCUUUCUCUGAAUGAGGAGAAUGCUUACGGGUCGUCGGGUCAGACAUCCGAGGGGUAUGUGACGGAGAGUGUGGUUAAGAAAACUGAGGGCUAUGGGGGACAGGAGUCUGAGGGGUACGGCGCCCAGGAGAGUGGGGGGUAUUCGGGUGAUAACAACGAGGGGAACAAUGCGGAGGGAGGGAGCGGGUAUAACGCGGAUAGCGGCAGCGGGUAUAAUGCGGAGAGGGGCAGUGGGGAUAACGCGGAGGGGGGUAGCGGGUAUAACGCGGAGGGGGGUAGCGGGUAUAACGCGGAGGGGGGCAGCGGGUAUAACGCGGAGGGGGGAAGCGGGUAUAACGCGGAGAGCGGCAGUGGGUAUAACACCGGGGGGGGCAGUGGGGAUAACGCGGAGGGGGGAAGCGGGUAUAACGCGGAGGGGGGAUCCGGGUAUAACGCGGAGAGCGGCAGUGGGUAUAACACCGGGGGGGGCAGCGGAGAUAACGAGGAGCGUGGAAGCGGGUAUAACGCGGAGGGAGGCAGCGGGUACAACGCGGAGAGCGGUAGCGGGUAUAAUGCGGAGCGGGGCAGUGAGGAGAACACGGAGGGGGGAAGCGGGUAUAACGCGGAUGGGGGAAGCGGGUACAACGCCGAGGGGGGUAGCGGAGAUAACGCGGAGGGUGGAAGCGGGUAUAAUGCAGAGGGGGGCAGCGGGUACAACGCUGACGGGGGCAGCGGAUAUAACGCGGAGCGAAGCAGCGGGGAUGACGCGGAGGGGGGUAGCGGAUAUAACGCGGACGGGGGCAGCGGGUACAACGCUGACGGGGGCAGCGGAUAUAACGCGGACGGGGGCAGCGGAUAUAACGCAGAUGGCGGCAGCGGGUAUAACGCGGACGGGGGCAGCGGGUAUAACGCGGAGGGAGGGAUCGGUGGGGGAGGAUACUAG